This is a messenger RNA of Paramecium tetraurelia, 624 nucleotides long. RefSeq lists its product as uncharacterized. Lineage: Eukaryota; Ciliophora; Oligohymenophorea; Peniculida; Parameciidae. The transcript has a single exon. The record is from RefSeq and is a predicted model, not a curated record.
AUGACUGAGAGCAGAGCUUUGUCCUCUUAUGAUGGAACUUAUAACAGUCUAAAAGAUGUCUAACGGGUUGGAUCAUAUGAAUGUGGAAAUAUAUUAACAAACUUUAACAAUUAGAAAUACCCAAAUUCAAAACCCAAUCAUUAGAUGAUGGACACAAAAACAUACCUGGAAUAGUUAGAAUAAAAAUAUUGCAAGAAAACAAAUGGGUAUGAUGAUAGCGAUUCUGAUGAUUUUUCAAAUGGUUGUUCUCCUCAUAAAGCAGCUUCAUAGGUUCCUACAAAAUUUUAGAAAAGCAAAGUAUCAGCAAAUAUUCAGAAUUAACCUGAAUUCAAGAUUCCAGUUGAUAUAAAUUUAUCAAGGGGUCCAAGCGAAAUUGGACAAGAUUAUAGGACAAUAUAAGAUAUGAAUUAAAAAUAUGGAAGCAUAACAUAAUCAAGGAUUACAAUAGUUGAUCAGGAUGCAAAAAGAAGAUUUUUUGAAUUGGCUUUAGAAAUGAAAAAAGAGUUGCCUUAACAUCAUCCAGCUUAAUCUCUGUUGGUAGCCCAGUUAUACGCAGAAAGUGUUCAAAAAUAAAUAUCUGAAAAAUAUUGGAGAUAAUGGUUAUAAGCAAGGAUGAAGAAUUGA